Molecule: messenger RNA, 2409 nt
Organism: Oldenlandia corymbosa var. corymbosa
Lineage: Eukaryota; Viridiplantae; Streptophyta; Magnoliopsida; Gentianales; Rubiaceae
Source: the annotation of a GenBank genome assembly
AUGGCGGAUUCUUCCCAUGGCCCUGCCAGUUUCUGGACUCAGGCUGAUGCUUUGCUCAGGAAAAACUUGGCCUUUCAUAAGCGAAAUAUCAGAUCAAAUGUUCAACUUGUUUUGUUCCCAUUGGUGCUAUGUAUGCUGCUUAUCACGAUCCAAACAGUGGUGAACAUAGAACUGAGUCAACCUGCACUACGAUGUGGCUGCAUUUGUGUCGACAGUAAUGGAGAUGGAAAAUGUGAGAAAAAGUGUGGAAUAGAAUAUUCAACUGUAGAUCAAGCAUGGUCGUGUCCGGUUGCUAGCCCGGCCCAGUGGCCACCUUUAUUACAAAUACCAGCGCCAGAGUACCGGGCAGUACAAUCAGAAUUCAUUGCAUCCAUGGACUUGCCCAAAGAAUCAUGCAGGAAGAGCAGUUCUUGUCCUGCAACGAUACUUUUGACUGGAAAAAAUCGUACUCUUGGACGGAAUUUGGGUGCAAACAUGAUCCCGCGUUCAUCAUCAUUCAAUAUCUCUGAUAUAUCUCACACAAUGGCCAACAAUAUUCUGGGCUCAGAUUCGAAGCCCCAGCCAACCUUCUUAAUGGAACCAGCUUUUUUUUCCAACCUAUCCUUUUAUUAUCUCCAGAGACAUUGUCCUACAAACUCGUCAUUCACGGUUCCCUUUAAAUUUGGUUCUGCCGUACUCAAACUAGAAUGUAGCUGUGUUCAAGGUUUAAAUUUGUGGCGACAUAGUUCAUCUGAGAUAAAUGAUGAGGUUUAUAAGGGUUAUAGGAGGGGCAAUCCAAAGCGAAAGAUCAAUGAGAUAAUUGCAGCCUAUGAUUUCUUGGAUACAGAUGCAACGCGAUUUAAUGUGAGCAUAUUGUAUAAUUCUACUUAUAGGAAUGAAACCGGCAAAUAUCCGAUUUCAGCAAUACGGAUGCCUCGCUCAGUGAAUAUGGCGUCAAAUGCUUACCUGCAGUUUUUGCUUGGCCCUGGAUUUAAAAUAUUGUUCGAAUUUGUGAAAAGUAUGCCUAAGCAAGAAUCACUUCUCAGGUUGGAGAUCUCCACUAGGCUUGGACCACUAUUCUUUACAUGGGUUAUUUUACAACUAUUCCCUGUUAUACUCACGUCACUCGUUUACGAGAAGGAACAAAGGCUUAGAAUUAUGAUGAAAAUGCAUGGACUUGGGGAUGGGCCCUACUGGAUGAUUUCUUAUUCUUACUUCCUUUUAUUGUCAUCCGUAUACAUGAUAGUUUUUGUCACAUUUGGAUCGUUGAUCGGGUUGAAGUUCUUUACUCUGAAUGACUACAGUGUCCAGCUUGUGUUAUAUUUUCUCUACAUAAACCUGCAAAUUGCACUGGCUUUUCUUGUGUCUGGAUUGUUCUCAAAUGUGAAGACUGCUUCAGUUGUGGGCUACAUAAUAGUCUUUGGCACUGGUAUCUUAGGUGGCUUUCUUUUUCAGUUCUUUCUACAAGCUUCAUCUUUCCCAAGAGGUUGGAUCACUGCAAUGGAGUUGUUUCCUGGAUUUGCCCUUUAUCGCGGCUUAUAUGAAUUCGCACAAUAUUGUCUUAAUGGCUAUUUCACAGGAACUGUGGGAAUGCGAUGGAAACAUCUGAAUGAUCGAGACAAUGGAAUUAAAGAGGUUCUAAUCAUUAUAUUUGUCGAAUGGUUGGUGGUUCUUUCUGUGGCUUUCUAUCUAAACAAGGUAAUAUCAUCUGGAAGAAGUCCCACCUAUACCAUCCGAAACUUUCAGAAAGAGCCUCAGCCGUUGUUACAAAAACCUAGUUCGGAGAGACAAGGUUCUAUAGAUUUUGUUCAGAUGGAGAAGUCUGAUGUGCUUCAAGAGAAGGGUAAGGUUGUACAGUUAUUGCAGGAGUCAAGCAUUAGUUUAGCUAUUGUGUGUGACAAUCUUAAAAAGAUAUAUCCUGGAAGGGAUGGAAACACAGAGAAACACGCAGUGAGAGGACUGUCACUUGCUUUACCUCAUGGGGAAUGCUUCGGCGUACUUGGUCCUAAUGGUGCUGGCAAAACUUCUUUUAUAAACAUGAUGACCGGAAUCAUAAAACCAAGCUCUGGUACUGCAUUUGUUGAAGGGUUCGACAUCCAAACCCAAAUGAAUAGCAUAUACACCAGUAUGGGUGUAUGCCCACAGCAUGACCUGCUUUGGGAAACAUUGACAGGGAGGGAGCACCUACUAUUUUAUGGGAGACUCAAGAACCUCAAAGGUGCAGCAUUGAACCAAGCUGUGGAAGAUUCUCUUAAGAGUGUAAACCUGUUCUAUGACGGUGUUGCUGACAAGCAAGCCGGGAAAUACAGUGGAGGCAUGAAGAGAAGGCUUAGUGUUGCAAUCUCUCUUAUUGGAGAUCCCAAAGUUGCACUUUUUCCUUAUCUGCAUAAGCGUAUAUUCUUAAACAUAGAUAGCUUCGUUAUUUACUAA